CUCCCCCAAAUCGAAAACAAAUUAGGGUUAGGGUUCUUCAACGAAGUUGAUGAGUGGUGAUCCAGUCGAUGAGGUAGAAUUUGAGAGACAAUGUGGCGAUGAAGCUCAUCCUAGGCCUGCCCUUGACACAGAUGAUGAGUGGGAAGCUUUCAACGAAGAGGAAAGAUCAGUUUCCAUAAGAAAAUACGUGAAAGAUAAGCCUCCAUACUUGGUAGCAGAUACAAUGUUGGACAAGACAUGGGUUCAUCUAUGCAGAACUGAUCCUGCUUAUGAGAUUGGUGCUUUGAACUUUGUUCAUGUGGUUACUGCUGCUUUAGGAGGAACUGAUAUGGUAAUAUGCCCAUGUACUGACUGUCGCAAUGUAGAUCGUCAUUUAGGCACAGUAGUAGUUGAUCAUCUAGUAAGAAAGGGUAUGGAUGAGGCUUACAAGACAAGGAGGGAUUGGUAUCAUCAUGGAGAAAUGAUUUCAGGGGAUGCUGUAGACAGAAAUGGUAAUCAGUGGAAUGAAGAGAUUUUAGGGAUAUACAGAGCUGCUGAUUACUUAGAUGAAGAAUUGGCUAAUAGGGGAGAGUUGACAUAUGAUUCCUUCAGCAAGAGUACUUUCACACUUAAAGCAAUGCUCCUUUGGACUAUCAGUGAUUUUCCUGCCUAUGGAAAUCUUGCUGGAUGCAAAGUAAAAGGUAAGAUGGGUUGUCCUUUAUGUGGGAAGAACACUGAUAGUAUGUGGUUGAGUAACUGUAGGAAGCAUGUCUAUAUGUGCCAUCGCAAAGGUCUUUCACCAACUCACAGUUAUAGGGGCAAGAAGACAUGGUUUGAUGGGAAAGCUGAACAUGGAAUCAGAGGACCUGCCAGUAAGACACAAUUUAGAUGUGAUGCAUGUGGAGAGAAACGUCUGUGCAAGCAUUAUUGCUACUCUGUUGCACUGUGGUACAUGAAAGUCUUGAAAGAUUAUGUCAGAAAUCCAGCAAGACCAGAGGGGUGCAUAGCUGAGUCUUAUCUAGCAGAAGAAUGCAUGGAGUUUUGCAAUGCUUUCUUGAGGAAGACUACAAAUGUAGAAGAGAAAGCUGACAGAAACACAGAGUAUGAGAGUAGCUCAAUCUUAGAGGGUCGUCCUAUAUCUGCAGCAACUGCAUUCACUUUUACUGAAAUGGAGAAGAAGAUAGCCCAUCUUGCUGUAAUUCAAAAUACAGCAAUGGUUGAUCCUUAUGUGGAUAUCUACAAGACACUAAUGCCAAAUGCAAACGUGAUGCUACUGUUUUGUGGAAUACCUAUGGACUCAGAUGUGCAUGAAGAUACAUUAAAGUGGUUGGCAUAUGGUCCUAGAAGCAUUGCAAGGUCUUACACUGGUUACAUAGUGAAUGGCCUGAGGUUUCACACAAACUCUGUUGAUAGGCUAAGUCAGAAUAGUGGAGUGUUUUAUGAGGCCACAGCCAUGUGUCGUUCUAGUGCUAAGGACACUUCUCAAGUUGUUGAUUGGGUUUCAUACUAUGGGAGAGUCACUGACAUUAUUCUGGUAGAUUACAAUGUCUUCUAUGUUCCCAUCUUCAGAUGUCAAUGGGCAGUUAGAGGUAAUGGAGUGAAGAUUGAAAAUGGAUUCACACUAGUUAACUUGAAUCAGAGUCAGACAUCUUUUGCAAGGGAUCCAUUCAUAUUAGCGUCUCAAGCAAAGCAAGUAUUUUAUUCUAGGGAAAAUGAUUCAUCUAAUUGGUUUGUUGUGAUGAAAGGUCCUUCUAGAAGAUACAAUGAGGAAACUGAAGAAGAUACAGAUGUUGGACCAUUACCAUCGAUUAUUGAUAUGAAUACUGAAGACUUGAAUGAUGAGUCUCAGAAUGCCCGGAGUGAUUGUGAAGGGAUAUAUAUGGCUCCAAAGAAAAAGGUUUCAAGAAAGAGGAAAACCCCUGUAGAAGAUGUGGAGCCAGAGUAUUUGGGUACUAUUGAACCAGCUUUGGAGAUGAUGGAAGCUGAGACUCAACAAUCACAUGAGGAAGAUAAUGGAGGUGAGGGUGAUGUCUUAGCAGAUAAUGAGAAGCAUCCAACUUCUGAGACUGAUAUUGGAGUGAAAGAAGAUGGUGAGGUACCUACAGCUGAUGCAGAACAAGAAACAGAAGGACAGCACCAAUCUGAAGAGGCUGCAAUUCCAGUUCAGCAGCAGCCAAAGAGACGCAGAGGACCAACAAAGAUGAAAGACAUCGCCAAGGAUCCAAACUCAAGAAUAAAAGUUGAUUUUACUGACCUAGCAGAACCUUGUGGACCAUGGUCAGUUAAGUUAUCAUCAUACAUAGGUUCUUUAGUAAGAGAACAUGUUCCUAUUAUAAUUGAAGACUGGAGGAAGAUUGGGGAAGAGCGCAAAACUGUUUUGUGGAAGUCUGUUCAGGCAAGAUUUGAACUUGAUGGAGAGUAUGAAAAGGCUGCUGUUAUCAAACAUAUGGGUUGCCUGUGGAGAGCUUACAAAUCAAGGAUGGUACAGAAUGUGAUUAAAGCAAACAACAACGCAGAUAGGAUGAAGCUACGACCAAAGAAUGUUCCUAUUGGGGAAUGGCGAAAGUUUGUCAAGCUAAAAACUAGUCCUGAAUUUCAGGCUGUGAGUGAUGAAUACAAGGAGAGAAGACGUAAUCAGAUUCCUCACACUUGCAGCCGUAAAGGAAUGGUUAGGCUUGCAGAAGAAUUGAAAAAAGAAUGCUCAGAACCAUCAGAAGUCACAAGACUGAAAGUUUGGGUGAAGUCUCGAACCAAAAAGGAUGGUACAGCAGUCAAUACUAAGGCAGCUGAGAAAAUUAGGAAGGCAAAUGAGCUUGCUGCAUCUGGAGAUCCCUCAUCCACAUCAUCAAAUCCAAAAGACGACCUACUUUCUCAGGUAUUAGGACCUGAUAAUCCAGGCAGACUGAGAGCUAUGGGUAGAGGAAUGAGUCUGAGUAAACUGGCUUGUUUCCAAGUCAAGAACAAGCAUAUGGCUGAUAUGCAACAAAACCAAUCCCAACUACAGAAUCAGGUUCAAGACUUGCAAGAAGCACUUGCUAAAAUGAAUUACCAGAGAGAAACUGAACCUGAAAUAGGUGAAAACUCUGCUCCAACAAGUGUGAAAAAUAGAUCUAAACCUAAGUGUGUGUUGCAUGAUUGGUCUGGUACUGAUGACAAAGUUGCUGAGGGACUUAUCAUGUCUUCUGAUCGUGGUGACUUCGUCGACGACACAUGAUAUCUUGUAUUUUUGUUAGUUUUAUAGCUUUGUUUCUCUUAGUUUUCAACCAUUUUGCAUUCAUGUUUAGGUUAUUAGGUGCAUAUUUGCAUUGCAUUUCUUACUUCUAGGUUCAUGGAGUGGAUUUUAGAGUUUUGAUGGCAAUUGGAGCACUAAUGGGGUAAAAAGAAGUAAAUCAAGCAAAAAGGAACUA
Molecule: messenger RNA, 3386 nt
Organism: Arabidopsis arenosa
Lineage: Eukaryota; Viridiplantae; Streptophyta; Magnoliopsida; Brassicales; Brassicaceae
Source: the annotation of a GenBank genome assembly